AUGAAGCUGAACAUCUCGAACCCACUGAACAACGUUCAGAAGAGCAUCGAAAUCGACGACGAGAAGAAGCUGCUGCCGUUCAUGGAGAAGCGCAUAGGGAACGUCGUCCCCGGGGAUUCCAUAGGCGAAGAAUUUUUAGGAUACGUGUUUAGAAUAACGGGAGGAAAUGACAAACAGGGAUUUCCCAUGAUGCAAGGAGUGUUAACCAACAACAGAGUAAGAUUAUUAUUUAAAAAAGGUAUGAAGUGUUAUAGGCCAAGAAAAAAAGGAGAAAAAAGAAGAAAAUCUGUAAGAGGUUGUAUAGUAGGCCAAGAUUUGUCAGCACUAAAUCUAACCCUAGUUAAGAAAGGUACAAACGAAAUUCCAGGAUUGACUGACAAAGCAGUUGGAAAAAAACUAGGACCUAAAAGAGCCACAAAAAUUAGAAAACUUUUCAACUUGGACAAAACUGAUGAUGUUAGAAAGUAUGUUAUUGGAAGAGCCAUUUCGAAAAAUGGAAAAAACCGAUUCAUUAAACCUAAGAUACAGAGACUUGUUACAGAAAAGAGACUACUACGUAAGAGAUCACUCUUAGCAAAGAAAGAAAAGCGCAGAUUAGAAAAGAAAAAAGUAAUUAAAGAAUAUAAAAAGGUAUUGAACAAGUACAGAAAUGAACUGCUGACUAGGACAGAUGAUGAUACGGGAAAAAAGAAAAAAGUGAAAAAAUCCCUUUCGAAAGAUAGCCAGAAAAAAGGAGGAAAGAAAAAAGAUAAAAAAAAUUUAAAGGGGGACAAAGCAGAGAAAGGCAAAAAAGAUGCCGUUAAAAAGGAUGCCGUUAAGAAGGACGCUGGUAAAAAGGAUGCUGGCAAAAAGGACGCUAGCAAAAAGGAUGGCACCAAAAAGGAGGUAGCCAAGAAAGACGCAGGAAAGAAAGCGACAUCGGGAUCCCCAGCGACGAGCAAAGUCAAAGAGGAGAAACAGUCCAAGCAGGACAGCAAAGCGGUGAAGGUGGACAAGAAGGCCCCCGCCAAGCCGCAGAAGGACGUCAAGGGUGGCAAGAAGAAGUGA
Molecule: messenger RNA, 1047 nt
Organism: Plasmodium cynomolgi strain B
Lineage: Eukaryota; Apicomplexa; Aconoidasida; Haemosporida; Plasmodiidae
Product: 40S ribosomal protein S6
Exons: 1
Coding region: 1-1047 (348 amino acids)
Biological process (GO): translation
Cellular component (GO): ribosome
Molecular function (GO): structural constituent of ribosome
Source: RefSeq, a predicted model, not a curated record